Molecule: messenger RNA, 1116 nt
Organism: Belonocnema kinseyi
Lineage: Eukaryota; Metazoa; Arthropoda; Insecta; Hymenoptera; Cynipidae
Product: zinc finger protein 519-like
Exons: 3
Coding region: 1-720 (239 amino acids)
Source: RefSeq, a predicted model, not a curated record
AUGCAGAUCAUUUCCGGAGAUCAACCGAGUGCUUCAAGUAAGAACCAGAAUUUAAAGACAGUUUUCAAGAAAUCAAAAGGAAGACCAAGUGGUGGAUCAUAUUCUGCUCCUCACUGCGGUGACUUGGAAUUUCAAACCGUGUUUUGUAUUGAAUAUGAAAAUGACAAAACAUUGGAAAUAAAAGAAGAAAUAAUCCAAGAUCAAGAACGAGCUACGGAUCAGAAAUUUCAUGAUAAAUUUGAGACAAAUUUAUGUGCUGCAGAUAUUACAGAAGCUAAUAUUUUCACUGUUAAAAACAAACUGAAGACUCAUAUUAAGAAGGAGAAUAUUCAGGAUCCAAGCCUGGACAAGAUGUUCACAUGCGAAAAGUGUGGGCGAACCUAUAACCGGGAAGCAAAUUUAACGCGUCACAAAAAAUUAGAAUGCGACGUCAUGCCACAGUUCAGAUGUAAAUUCUGCGGCAAACGAUUUAAACGCAAUACACACCUUCGGCGCCAUACAGUAAACGUUCAUCAAAAAACGAACUUACAGGCAUUGCAUGAGCGGUUUCAAUGUGCUAAGUGUUUUCGAAGUUACAGUUACUUAGAUUCCUUAACUCGGCAUGAACGUGCCGUUCAUGGAGGAGUCAAGUCACAAUUUACUUGCGAUUAUUGUUCUUAUAAAUCGAUACAAAAAGCCCACUUGUCAAAACAUAUUUCUUCAAAGCAUCUUAAUAAGUAAUAAUACUUAGGUACGCGAAACUUUAAUCCUUAGACGGGAAGAUCAGUCUUCUAAGCUUUCAUUUACUAUCCAAGACUUUAAAAUAGACGAUAAAUUUAUAAAAAUGUUUGCUAAAAGUUCAAGGCAAUCCUCAAAAUAAUUCAUUAUUUCGAGGAUUGUUUUAAAUAUUGUAAUAAAUAUUGUAUGAUAUUUUGAUAAAUUUGUUGCCUAUCUUAAAGUCAUAGAGAGUCAACUGGAGUUUCGAAAACGAUUUUUUCCGUGUAGAAAUUUAAAAUGCUACAUAGCUGAAAAAACUCUUUUUUGCAUUAUAAAUUAUUAUAUACCUUGCAUCACUAGCGGCGAAUAUCACUGUAUAAUAAAUACCUUAUUUUACUUUUUAAGUUCCGAUAAGGUAAA